Aplysia californica (California sea hare) is the source of this 2115-nucleotide messenger RNA. RefSeq lists its product as uncharacterized. The transcript is spliced from 4 exons. Gene Ontology annotation, cellular component: membrane. The coding region runs from base 76 to 867 and encodes 263 amino acids. The record is from RefSeq and is a predicted model, not a curated record. Lineage: Eukaryota; Metazoa; Mollusca; Gastropoda; Aplysiida; Aplysiidae.
UCCUGAUCAUAUCAUUAAUUAAGGAACAUUCCUUUAGGUCGGAAAAGAGUUGGGGGUGGGAGUGGGUAGGGCUCAAUGACUUCAGCCCUUCACUAUGCCCCGCCACUGUAUGCAUGUUCUUGGGACUGUCAAAUUUCCCAACACAAUUACGUGAAGGUGGAUGUGCAAUUAUUGUUAUUUUCGGAGGUAGAGCUAUCAGACAGGAAAGGUCAGCUCGCCUAUAAAAAGAGGGGUUUCCACAACUGGCGGCUCAUUGAAGGCACAAGUCAGACAAGUUGCCUCACAAAAAAAGCUAUUUGUGCAGUUGUGCAGCAUUACAGCGUACGUGGUUCUUUCCUGGAUACACACGAUAACAUGGCAGGCACCUUGAAACCACUAAGCAUAGCUGGAUUUAUCGUCUUGGGCCUGGGUCUGUUGCUUCAUCUCGUGGGCCUGGCCACACCCGAGUGGAUUCUCAUGAGAAUAAUGCCCGGCAGGACGGAAGGAUUGUUCCAAGGAUGUUUGGGAAACGGGGAGUGCGUGGAGUUGACGUACAUACCAUCAAACAUCAAGGCAGUCCGGGCUAUGGUGAUCCUAGGUUUGAUCCUGGGUGCUGUGGGAAGUGCCUGUGCGCUAAUGCAUCUCAUCUGUAGCUUCAUGUCACGGGAGACUAAAGCUGUGGUGCCACUCGUUGUCAUGGGAACCUGCUUGGCAGCUUUUAGCUUCAUCAUAAUCGGCGUCAUCGUUUACGCGGCGGACUACUAUGGCGUGUUGCGAAAGUCCUUCGAUCUUGGCUACUCCUUCGCUCUUUGUGUCGUGGGGGGCAUUCUUUUGGCAAGCGGAGGUGCACUCUUCUUUUUGGGAGAAAGGAAAGACAGCUCGGAAUGAAUCUUGAAUUUAUAUGAAAUAAUGCUAAUACUGUUAUGGUGAAAAUGCUCGCAUGUCGUAUUCUGCCUCUGUACAUUAUACCAAUAUAUUUGUAAGAAUGGGAAACCGUUUGUGUGAUGUUAUUUUUAAGUUGAAGUGUCCAAGAAUAUGCCUCCACCCCCACACCCUUUUACACUAAGCUCAAUAUUUCCGUGCAAUAAUUUCUACUUUUUUUUCAAGUGGCCUCUGUCAAGUUCACAGCAUGCUUCUUAUUACUUUUUAAGAAAUGUUAUCUGAUUUUGUUUAUAGUAUCCGUAGUUGUUAUUGUUUAUGGUUAUUUUACGUAGGCCCUAUACAUGUAUUUCAAGAGAUAGAAUCUAAUCAAUUCUAAAUCUUGUCAGAAUGUUGUUGUCAGUACAGUAGUCUCCGCCUAAGAUCCCGGUGCUCGGAAGCAAGGUAAAUGUGGGAUCUUGAGUGAACGGGAUCUUAACCAACGCACCAGGGGAAGAAUCUACGGGUGACCCAUGUUAAGGCCCACAACCGGUAAAAUGAUCUCCCUUCGCUCUAAAAAUGAACUGGCGUGACCCCUUGGUGGGUUUAUGACAUAUGACGAGCAAAGGGAGGUCAACCCUGAUGACCAAUCACAGUGGCAUGAGGAAUGCCAUUUUCACUUAUCGUGAGUCUCGAGAUCUUUGUUUAUCCGGAUAUCCAGUUGCCCCUCACAUUUAUCUGUCAACAAUGUAUAACUUUCCAUCUAUGACCGAGUUCCUUCACACCUCGGUGUGAUCCCGUCUAGGGCAAACAUUGCACCGUUUCAUAGAGUGAUCACAUUCACGAGAGUGGCUGAUCAGUGACGCGAUGGGCAGUUCAAUUAUCUCAACUUUUCACUCUUUGUUGAUUGGCUGUGCCUGCCCUGGCUUUUAAUCCAUAAAUUAUUAUCUGAAAUGCGGGAUCACAGCCGAAUGUAGACCUUCAGAGGGAAUCAGAGCGGGAUCUUGAAGGUGACUUUAUGGGGGGUAAAAAUCCAGUUUCCUUCUGAUCUUGAGUGAACCGGGAUUGUAAGCGAUAGGCGGAGACUACGUUCAUCCAACCACCAUUAGUCAACCAGGAAUGGAGUAACAACGAUAGCAUAGCAAUUCAGUUAUAAAAAUAAAAUAACCAAGAGCCUACCUAAGCAGGAGACAUAACGUUGUCAUGUGCCUGUGUGUACAUCAGGGGCGAAGGCUGACUUGUUUGACAAGGUAAUCAAAGUGAAACGGGACCAGAUAU